Molecule: messenger RNA, 6912 nt
Organism: Spea bombifrons (plains spadefoot toad)
Lineage: Eukaryota; Metazoa; Chordata; Amphibia; Anura; Pelobatidae
Product: laminin subunit alpha-1-like
Exons: 47
Coding region: 1-6912 (2303 amino acids)
Biological process (GO): regulation of cell adhesion; regulation of cell migration; regulation of embryonic development
Molecular function (GO): signaling receptor binding
Source: RefSeq, a predicted model, not a curated record
AUGGCUGCAUGUUUGUUUCCCGCUAUACUGAAUCUUGCCAGUAAUGCCGUUAUUACCACUAAUGCCACAUGUGGUGAAAUGGGACCAGAAAUGUUUUGUAAACUUGUAGAACAUGUGCCAGGGAGGCCAAUACGCAACCCUCAAUGUAGCAUCUGUGAUGAGAACAGUUCCAAUCCCAAAGAACGGCACCCGAUAACCAAUGCAAUCGAUGGCACUAAUGAUUGGUGGCAAAGUCCCAGUAUUCAGAAUGGCAGAAUAUAUCACUGGGUCACCAUAACACUGGAUUUAAGACAAAUCUUCCAAGUUGCAUACAUAAUAAUUAAAGCAGCAAAUUCCCCACGGCCAGGUAACUGGAUAUUAGAACGUUCUCAGGAUGGUGUUGAGUUCACGCCUUGGCAGUAUUAUGCAAUCAGUGACUACGAGUGCUUGAGUCGAUACAACGUGACACCAAGACUUGGGCCACCAACGUACAGAAGGGAUGAUGAAGUGAUUUGCACGUCAUUUUAUUCAAGACUUGUGCCACUGGAACAUGGAGAGCAGCCAUUCAUCACCUACUGUCUGAUAGUGAAGAGAGUUUGCGCGGUGUUUGGAGGUUUAGUAAAAUUUGAAGAAGGUAGCAGACAAAGGCUUUUCGAUAAAUCUUGCCAAUGCCAUCCUGAAAGCUCUGUUUCAGGCAUUUGUCGCCACGAGACUGGCAUAUGUGAAUGUAAACCAAAUGUGUUUGGAAAAAGAUGCGAUCAGUGCGUGCAUGGAUUCUACGGUUUGACGUCUGGCAUUGGAUGUCUCCCCUGUGAUUGUAACGAGUCAGGCUCCGUUUCAGAUGCUUGUAAUGAUGCCGGGCAGUGCACCUGCGUACCUGGAGUAGCUGGACUCGAGUGUGAUGUUUGUGCCCAUGGAUUUUAUGCAUACCAGGAUGGCGGCUGCACUCCUUGUGACUGUACACACACCCAGAAUAACUGUGAUCCUGAGUCUGGAGAGUGCAUCUGCCCUCCUCAUACGCAUGGACCCAAGUGUGAAUUCUGUGACACCAACUACUGGGGUCAUGAUCCAGAACUUGGAUGUCUGGAAUGUAACUGCAGCAAAGAUGGGUCCAACAGCCUCCAGUGUGACCUUUCAACUGGCCAGUGCCAUUGCAGAAAGGAAUUUGGUGGACAGAGCUGCAGCGCCUGCCUGUUUGGAUAUAGGAAAUAUCCCGAGUGCGUUUCUUGUGACUGUGAUCCCGAAGGCACGCAGUCUGCAUGGUGUGAUGAUGAACGGAAGGUGUGCAGCUGCGUGGAAGAGACCGGCGAAUGUGCUUGUAAGAUUUUGGCCUACGGUGGAAUGCUGUCAUAUGUCAUUACUUAUUAUGCUCUGGGAGAUUCUGGUUCCUCUGAUUUUGAGCCCCAGAUUUUAAUGAAAGGUGGGAGCGCCAGCAAACUGAUUAUAUCUAUGUACACCCCUGCUCCUGGAAACGCGGUGAGAGCAGAGAUUCAAGCCAGCAUGACAGAGAAUAACUGGAGGUAUUUUGAUUCUGAACAGACUGUAACAAGAUCAGAUUUCAUGUAUGUUUUAAACAACAUUGAUUACAUUCUAAUCAAAGCAUCUUAUGGAUAUGGAUUACAACAAAGCAGGAUCUCUAAUAUAUCAAUGGAGAUUGCGGUGGAGGCAUCAGACAUGCAUUCUGGCCGAGAAGCUGCUCAUCUCAUUGAGGUCUGCGAGUGCCCCCCUGGUUAUAGAGGACUUUCAUGUCAGGAGUGUGCACCUGGAUACUAUAGAGAGAAGCUCUCAGAAAUCAGUAUCUUAGGGUUACGUUUCCAAAACCCUCCCUGUGUCCCCUGUCAGUGCAGCAACCACAGCGAGAUCUGUGAUCCAGAUACUGGCAGAUGCAUGGACUGCCAGGAUAAUACAGCUGGUGACCACUGCCAUCUAUGUGCUCCUGGCUACUAUGGGAAAGUAACUGGGUCAAUUGCAGAUUGCUCAUUGUGUGCUUGUCCCAAGGGCAACAGCCAGAGUUUUAGCCCCACGUGCGUCCUAGAAGGUAUUAAUGAUUUCCGUUGUGAUGCCUGUCUACCUGGAUAUGAAGGGCGAUACUGUGAAAGGUGUUCUCUUGGCUACUACGGAAAUCCAAAUGAGCCUGAUGGCUUCUGCCAGAAAUGUGACUGCAACCCAAGCGGCUCAUUGAAUAAUGAAUGUGAUCGGCUAACCGGCCAGUGCAUUUGCAAAACAGGAGUAACUGGCCGUCUUUGUGAUACUUGUGAAUUAAGACACAUUCUUUUGGAAGAAGAAUGUAUAUCUUGUGAUGAUGAUUGCACUGGAACAUUACUUGAUGAUUUGGAUAGUUUGCACCAGGCCAUCUUCUCUUUUAAUAUGACCGGUAUUGGUAGACCACCUCAUCAAACUCUAUUCAACUUGGAAAAUGUGACAAAGCACUUUAAGGAGUCUGUGCCAAUAAGAGUCAGCCCAAUAAUAUCCCUGGACAAGACAAUGGAGCAGCUCAGUUCUUUGUCUAAAGACACCCUCCAACUUGAGCAGCACAUGGAGCAGGUGAUAGGUGAUGGAGAAGCACUGAACAAUGCCACCAUCAGAACUCUGAAUAAGACUCAAGAGUUAAUCGGCUUUAUUGACAAAAUGCAAACGACUAUUCAAGUAUUGGUGGAAGUGGUCGAAAGCCUAAAUGAGACGAGCAUUGAUACACAGCUCUCUGACAAUUUGCAAUUAAAUUAUGAGGAUGAUGUCUCCUUAAUGCUCAGUUCUAUGAGGUCGAAAUAUUUUAAUGAUCAAAGUCAAGAUGCUACCAAAACCCUCAAAGUAUCAGAAGGCUAUCUACACAGAGUUGAGAAAGAAUAUGAGAAGCCACACCAAGAUUUAACAAAGUUAAAAAAUAGUCUUGAAAAUGCCCUCGCACAACGUAACAACAAACUACUGGCAGCGGAGGAUUUGCUGUAUGUGGCAUCUGCAAACACCAACAACACCAACGAUCUGCUGGUCAUUAUACAAAGAAAUCUGGCUGAUUUGAGGACAAAAAAACACGACCUUCAGGAAAAUAAGAACCGUUCUGUGUUGUUGAUUGAGGAAGGUCUUGGGCUGGUGGAUGAUGCAGUUUUGCUUGCAGAGGACACCAUUAAUGCUACAUCUGUUUUGGAGACCCACCAAGAGGAGCUUCUUCUUUGGAAUUCUAAACUGAGACACCAUGUAGAUCGUCUGGUAAUGCAGAUGGCCAAAAGAGACGCACUUGACAUGGUCUAUAAGGCAGAAGAUUAUGCAGCUGAACUACACAAACUUUCUGCUUCUCUAAAUAGUUCUCUUUUAGAUGUAAGGAAUGCCUCUUUGAAUGCCACCAGUGCGAUCCACUCUCACACAGAUAUCAAAAAUAUGAUUGAGCAAUCAGAGGUUCUUGCAGAACAGUGUACCCACACAGUUACAGGAGUCCUGGCAAUGGUUUCAGGGGCAAAUGGAUCUUUACAAGUUGCACCAAAAAAUUCUAUGAAGUUCAGCACACAACUUCUGAAUGAGGCCAAAAAUUUAAGUCUUAGCACGGAAGGUCUUGUGUCUGAUUUGAACGAUCUGAAAACAAAAGCAGAUACAAUACAAAAACGCACUCAUGCAUUUACACGUCAAAUAAGUGAACAGCUUCUGGCUCUGAGAAAUUUACCAAAUGAUACCAGUGAGAAACUACAAGAUGCUAAAGAGCUUGCCUUGUCUGCCAAUGUCAGUGCAGCUGGCACUUUAAACCAUAUCACGAACUUCAACCAAAAGGUGUUAACUGCGUCCUCUGCGCUGUCCAAAGUCAAUGACACGCUGCGGAAAACCAACGAGCUUCUAGCGGACUCAUCCAAGACGGCGGUAACAGCGGAAAGCAGAAUUAAAGAAGUGGAAACACAGGCCAACAUUUUAUUGGAUAGACUGAAACCCUUGAAAUUGCUUGAGGAAAACCUAAGCAGAAAUCUAUCUGAAAUUAAAGAGCUUAUUAGUCAGGCCCGUAAACAGGCCGCAUCGAUUAAAGUGGCUGUUUCAGCCGACAGAGAUUGUGUACGCUCUUACCACCCAGAGCUCUAUUCUACACAUUUCAGCACUCUAACUCUUAAUGUUAAGACCGGCGAGCCGGACAACCUGCUUUUCUACCUGGGCAGCAGCACGAAAGCUGACUUCAUGGCGGUAGAAAUGCUGAAAGGCAAGGUUUCCUUCCUUUGGGACCUGGGCGCAGGAUCUGUAAGGCUCGAAGAACCUGAUAUCCAGAUAAACAAUAACAAGUGGCAUAAAAUACACGCAACAAGGUUUGGUAAAUCAGGUUCAUUGACUGUGGAAGAAAUUGGCACUUCUCAGAAGCCCACAGCCAAAAUGUCAUCUUCACCUGGUACAUCAUCCAUACUCCACAUCGAUAACUCAACAUUGAUGUUUGUUGGGGGAAUAGGAGGACAAUUACAGAAAUCAACAGCAGUCAAGACCACAGAUUUUAAAGGUUGCAUGGGCGAGGCGUUCCUUAAUGGGCACUCCAUUGGUUUAUGGAACUAUGUUGAGAGAGAGGGCAAAUGUGGUGGAUGCUAUGGAAGCCCACGAGAAGAAGAAACUGCUUUCCAUUUUGACGGCAGUGGAUAUUCUAUUGUAGAGAAGACGCUUCGUUCCACUUCAUCUCAGAUAGUUAUCCAUUUCCGAACAUUCGCUCCAAAUGGCCUUCUUUUGUAUCUUGCUUCCAAUGGAACACGAGAUUAUUUAUCUAUGGAAAUGGUGGACGGUAAACUGAGAGUAUCUGUCGAAUUGGGAUCAGGACCUCUGAUACUGAUGACAGAUGGACGCUAUAAUGAUGGAGCAUGGCAUAAAGUAGCCUUCCAGCGCAACAGGAAGCAAGGUAUACUGGCUGUGAUGGAUUCCUACAACUCAACCCAGAGAGAAACCAAGCAAGGAGAAGCUCCAGGCGUUGCUUCAGACCUUAACCGGUCAGAUAAGGAUCCUAUUUAUAUUGGUGGACUUCCCAGAUCCAGGAGUGUUAGAAAACAGCUUAGCAGCAGGUCCUAUGUGGGCUGUAUAAAGAACUUGGAGAUUUCCCGCUCAAAUUUUGACUUGGUAAGAAAUGCCUAUGGUGUAAGAAAAGGCUGUAAACUGGAGCCAACUCGUAGCAUUACCGUUUUAAAAGAUGGCUACGUGGAAAUGCAGCCAGUAUCAUUGGCAGCAGAAUCAGAGCUAAUGGUAUCGUUCUCCACACUCAAUGAAUCUGGAAUUAUCGUGGCUGGAUUUGGCAAGGGAGCGGAAAAACUCAGUCGCAGGCAAGCUCUCUUGCCAUUCUUUGCUAUAAUGCUGGUGAAUGGACAUAUUGAAUUCCAUAUCAACCCUGUGGAUGGUGCCAGCACAAGAAAGGUCAUCAUCAAAUCUCCUACUGGAACCUUUAGUGAUGGACAAGAACACUCUAUUAUUGUCAUCCGGAACAAGAGACUUGUGAAUGUACAAGUGGAUGAAGGAAAACCUUCCGAGGUGAAGAUGAACGGACCAUCUGUCGAUUCCAUCUCUAUAAAUGCUUCCAAUUUUUAUGUCGGUGGCGUCCCUGGUAAAAUGGGUACAGCCCCCCUCAAAACAAGCCAGUCUUUCUACGGAUGUAUACGCAAUCUGGUUGUAAAUAUGGAGCAGAUGGAUUUCACCAAUGUCCUGAAAUAUGAGGGGGUUCAUAUGGAUAGCUGCAUGCUGUCAGAGAAGCCUAAAUCCAUUGCCCAGCUGGAAGUGGAAGUUCUGCCGACUGCAACGCCUGCUCAGCCUGUCACAGAGAGAAAAUUAACUACCCCCAUACAGAAAUCAUUUGUAACUAAGCCAUUGCAGUGUGCACUGGAGAUGAAGCCGGACCAUGUGUCAGAUGCUCACCAGUUUGGCCUCACUCAGGGAAGCCACAUUGUACUGCCUUUUGACCAAUCAGCUGUCAGAAGAAAACUCUCUGUACAGAUAACUCUCAGGACAUAUGCCACCAGUGGUCUUAUUUACUAUAUGGCUCACCAGAACCAGAUGGAUUAUGCUGCACUUCAACUUCAUGAAGGGAAACUUUAUUUCUUAUUUGAUAUGGGAAAAGGACGGACUCAGGCUUUCCAUACGGCUGUUAUUAAUGAUGGAAAGUGGCACACAGUAAUAACAGAAUAUUAUAAAAGAAAAGGUACGAUUACUAUUGAUGGUCAGGAAUCAGCAUCAGUUAGUGCUCCAGGGGACAGCAAUACUUUGGAUGUGGAAGGGAAGCUUUAUCUUGGUGGGCUUCCACUAGACUAUACAGCGAAGAGCAUUGGGAAUAUCACACACAGUGUCCCAGCAUGCAUUGGCAAAGUUGCCAUUAAUAACAAACAACUGGAUAAGGAGAGCGCUAUCUCCAUACACGCAGUAAAUAAGUGCUACGCAUCCGUCCAAGAGGGAACUUACUUUGAUGGAACUGGAUUUGCUGCCCUUGUUAAAGAGGGGUACAAAGUCCGCUCAGACGUAAACGUGUCUCUCGAGUUCCGCACUACACAGAUGAACGGUGUUCUUCUUGGAAUUAGCAGCGCAAAAGUUGAUGCCAUUGGCCUGGAAAUCAUACAUGGCAAGGUUUUGUUCCAUGUUAAUAAUGGUGCCGGCAGAAUAACAGCAGUCUACAAGCCAGAGAGCCCCAGCUCUUUAUGUGAUGGCAAGUGGCAUAAGCUUCAGGCCAGUAAAAUUAAACAUCGCAUUGUCCUUACGGUGGAUGGAAAUGUUGUGAAUGCAGAGAGCCCACAUGUCCAGUCAACCUCUGCAGACACUAACAAUCCGAUUUAUGUUGGAGGCUAUCCGGCUGAUGUGAAGCAAAACUGCUUGACCAGCCAGACCUCAUUCCACGGAUGCAUACGCAACAUGAAACUGGUGAAGGGCACGCAGACCGAAGCCAGUGAUUUCAGCAAAGCCUUUGAAAUGCGCGGAGUCUUUCCUCAUUCCUGUCCUGGAACAGAACAAUAA